UGCCCAGAAUUAGCGACACCCCUGGUCAAAACAGUUUGGCGUAGCCCACAGUAAAACACGUUAAAUAAAUGCGUCUGUACCCUUAAUGUGAGAGUGUGCAUCAUCUGCUCGGGAAAUCGAUCAGCAUUUUUAAUUCAAACCACGUGUUUUCCCGGACAAAGUAAAAGGUGCAAAGGGUUAAAGAUCAUCUCCAGUAUUUGCAUCGCGACGCGGGCAGCAGCGCUGGCUCGCUCCGAUAUUUCAACUCGCUGUGGAUUGUGGGAGUCGACACUGCCCAGGCUUGUUCCCGGAGAACCGGAGACAUUUUUUCCCCCGCUGUGUUUUAGCCCGACGGUGGUACCGGUCUCAACACCAUGUCCAGCCGAGGAGGAAAGAAGAAGAUGACCAAGACGUCGCGGUCGACCAAGGCCGGGGUCAUCUUCCCUGUAGGACGCAUGCUGAGAUACAUCAAGAGGGGUCUGCCAAAAUAUCGCAUUGGGGUGGGAGCGCCUGUCUACCUGGCGGCUGUCCUCGAGUAUCUUACAGCUGAGAUCUUGGAGUUGGCAGGUAAUGCAGCCAGAGACAACAAGAAGGGUCGCGUCACACCACGACACAUCCUGCUGGCCAUCGCCAACGACGAGGAGUUGAACCAGUUGCUGAAAGGUGUGACCAUCGCAGCAGGUGGAGUCUUGCCCAACAUCCACCCAGAGCUGCUGGCUAAGAAGAGAGGACCAAAGGGAAAACUGGAGAUGCCUCUCUCACCCGCCCCCGAGAAGAAACCCAAGCCAGUCAAGAAAACAGCGAGCAAGAAAACCAGGGGGAAAAAGGGAAGAGCCAAGGCGAAGAAGCAGGGUGAGGUGAGCAAGGCAGCGUCAGCAGACAGCACCACAGAAGGAUCUCCAGUUGACAGCUUCACCGUGCUCUCCACCAAGAGCCUCUUCCUGGGUCAAAAGCUCAACCUUAUUCACAGCGAGGUCAGUAACUUGGCUGGCUUUGACGUGGAGGGGGUCAUCAACCCCACCAAUGCUGAACUUGAACUUAAAGAUGAUCUAGGCUCUGCUCUGGAAAAGAAGGGAGGGAAGGAGUUCACUGAAGCGAUAUCGGAGCUGAAGAAGAAAAACGGCCCUCUGGAGGUGGCUGGUGCUGUGUUGACCUCCGGCUUCGGUCUGCCCGCUAAGUACGUCAUCCACUGCAACAGUCCAGGCUGGGGCUCCGACAAGUGUGAGGAGAUGCUGGACAAGACGGUGAAGAACUGCCUGGCUCUGGCGGAUGAGAAGAAACUCAAGUCUGUGGCUUUCCCCUCCAUCGGUAGCGGGAGGAAUGGUUUCCCGAAGCAGACAGCGGCCCAGCUGAUCCUUAAGGCCAUCUCCACCUACUUUGUGGCCACCAUGUCUUCCACCAUCAAGACCGUCUACUUUGUGCUGUUUGACAGCGAGAGCAUCGGGAUCUAUGUGCAGGAAAUGGCCAAGCUGGAGACGAGCUAAAAGAGUUUGGAGUAGUCUCCUCCUUGUCCCCCCCCCCCCCCCCCCCCCCCCCCUGUUUUUUCCUUCUAGAAAAUAGGAAGGUGUUUACCUGGUGAUUUGUUUUAUUAUCUAGAGAAGAAGAAAAAUAAGAUUCUUUCUAAAAGGCCGGGAACUUGUUUUUGCGUUUAAUUUUUGUAAUUUCUUUCCGAUAUUGUUUUAAAUUUCUUAUUUACUUUAAAUGUAGAAGUGCACUGUUCAUUCUGCCGUCUUUUACAAAUACAAACGGUGCCCGACAAAACAGAUUCAAGUGAAAAGAGUCACUUUAAGAUGGACUUUUCACGGUAUAUACGGUAAAAGAUGUGAUGAGAGAUGGCUACAGUACACCUCAAAUACCAGGCUUCCAGAGAAGUCUGAUGAAUACGGGUUAAUGCAUGUAAUGGCAGUUAAGAUAGUAAAAACAGCUAUUCUCUUUUCCUUUUCAUCCCAAAAACACAAAACAAUUAAUUGAAGUGUAUUUUUAUUUUUAUUUUGGUUGAUCAUCUUCGUUGUUAACAGUACUGUAUAAUGAAAAGGUAUCUUUGCUCUACUUUGGUCUUCAGGAGACGAUUAUAACAGAAUGAGUUUUUGUGUUGUGUGUUGCAAAUUCCUGUGUUUGCCUUUCUUUGCCUUUCUUUACACAGGCAAGAAAUUAGUUUCCUUGUGUGCUGCAGAGACCUUGAAUUUCCAAAAAUACUACUAAGUUGAAAAAAAACAAAGCCCAGUUAAUUGACGCCUGUAUAUUGUAAUAAUCAUCAUGGUACCAGCGUCACUCAUUUCUACUGUAAACUGAAUACCCGUUGGUCAUUUACAGUAAAAAAUAAAUCAUUUUAUGACAUAAAAUGGUAGAAUUGGAGGUUUUUGCAGGGCACGGAUGGUUUGUAUCGUGUGUUCCUAUCAAUGUUUAUAUAUAGAUGGAGUAUUUGUGAAAUGUUAUAGUAAAAUAUUGGACUGUAACAUAGAUUUUUAUUUUCUAUUUUAAUUGAUUGUAAAAGGCACAUGUGGUUUGGAAGAAGAAGAAGAAAAAACUAGUUAAAUAGUUGCUUUUUGUGUGUUCUUGUCUUUGUUAAGCCAUAAAACAAAUGUACUCUGGAAACAGAAGCUCUCUGCUGUUGCUUUUGCUUUGCUCUUUCAUUCAGCCGCCACUAGAUGGCUCCCUGUAAUCAAGAAUUGGAUUUUUCAUCUCAGCCAUUUUCUGUGCAGCAGCAGGCCUCUUCACACAGAUGCUGUUUGAUUUGAGUUUGAUUUGAAUUGGGAUUGA
This is a messenger RNA of Cottoperca gobio, 2739 nucleotides long. RefSeq names its product macroH2A.1 histone (gene macroh2a1). NCBI's taxonomy places the organism in Eukaryota, Metazoa, Chordata, Actinopteri, Perciformes, Bovichtidae. The transcript is spliced from 9 exons. Gene Ontology annotation, cellular component: nucleosome. Gene Ontology annotation, molecular function: protein heterodimerization activity; DNA binding; structural constituent of chromatin. Bases 354 to 1463 code for a protein of 369 amino acids. The record is from RefSeq and is a predicted model, not a curated record.